AGUCCUUAUUCCACCAGUCCUUAUUCCACCAAAAAGCUCUAACUUUAUUUCAACAGUGAAAGAAAGAUGGGUAACUCUUCAAGCUAAAAAUAUUUUAUUCUCUUCUCUCAGUGGAAUCUAUGAGCAUGGAAGCUCUCUCAACUUCAUCACACAUCUCUAAUUUGCCCCAGGUCAAGCCUCUUUUGAAAUCUUCGCUACCUUCUUCCCAGUCUUCGUGUUGGUUAUGUAAUCCGCGAAUCCCUAAUCUGAGAAUCAGCGAUGGAUCAAGCCACGUGGGGCUUCGGAUACAAGCUCUCUCACAUAACGACGACGCACCAAGUGAUGAAGGGGACGCCGCCGAAAGUAGUGGGCUUGGCCUUUUUCCAGGGGAUAUCUUCUCUCUAUCACAGACAUCUCUUGCACUUCCUCAGGGCUGUGCUGGUAAUAGUGGUGGAAAUCGAGCUGGACUUUAUAGAACUCCGAUAUCUGGUGGAGUUCAGAAUGCUACAUCAGCUCAUGCCUUGCCUCCACCUGCUUUAGCUGUACGGAACUUGCUUGAGCAGGCUAGGUUUGCUCAUCUAUGCACAGUCAUGUCUAAGAUGCACCAUCGCAGGGAAGGUUACCCUUUUGGCUCUUUGGUGGAUUUUGCACCUGAUCGUAUGGGGCAUCCAAUAUUUUUAUUUUCACCGUUGGCCAUCCACACAAGAAAUCUCUUGGCUGAACCUAGAUGCAGUCUUGUUGUUCAGAUACCUGGAUGGAGUGGCUUGUCGAAUGCCAGAGUAACAUUAUUUGGUGAUGUGUACCCAUUGUCCCAAGAUGAACAGGAGUGGGCACAUAAGCAAUAUAGUGCAAAGCACCAUCACGGACCUUCUGAGCAGUGGGGAAACUUUCACUAUUUUAGAAUGCACAACAUAAGUGUGAAUAUUGGCAGUGAUAUAUACUUUAUUGGAGGUUUUGGCACUGUCGCUUGGGUCGAUGUCAAAGAGUAUGAGGCUUUACAGCCAGAUAAGAUCGCUGUUGAUGGUGGUGAACAGAACCUCAAGGAACUAAAUGCCAUAUUCUCAAAGCCGCUUAGGGAGCUACUGUCUACUGAAUCAGAGGUAGACGAUGCUGCUCUUAUCUCUAUAGAUAGCAAAGGGAUAGAUGUACGGGUUCGUCAAGGUGCUCAGUUCAACAUACAAAGGCUAGCAUUUGAGGAAGGUCAUGGCGUUGAAACGCUAGAAGAAGCUAAAGCUGCACUAUGGAAAGUGAUGGAGAAGGUGAAGCUAAACUAUUUGCAGAAAUGACAAGUCCCAUUUUCUCUAGAGGGGUCUUUAGAAUUAAAAUGUUGUUUGAUUCCUCUCUCCCACUUUCUGAACUAGCUGAAAUUUUGUAGUUUCUUCUGUUUUUACCCUCCUUUUAUAGUCAUAAAAGAUCUCUCUGUUUGAUAUUUGCAAAUUGACAUUUACACAAACAGAUCUUGUAUUACAUGCUUUUGAGAAGAGAGAAUGUUUUUGUGAA
This is a messenger RNA of Brassica oleracea var. oleracea, 1479 nucleotides long. RefSeq lists its product as uncharacterized. Lineage: Eukaryota; Viridiplantae; Streptophyta; Magnoliopsida; Brassicales; Brassicaceae. The transcript has 9 exons. The record is from RefSeq and is a predicted model, not a curated record. Bases 120 to 1265 code for a protein of 381 amino acids.